AUGGCUUCAUUUAGUAGUUUUGACCAGUGUUAUGCGGUAGCAAGUAACCGCAUGAUCCUGCUUCGCCUACAACAAUUGAUAUUACUCGUGUUCGUUACAUACACUAUAGCUCUGGCGACUGUGUGGAGCAACUUACUGCAGUGCAAUAGUUUGUGGACUCUGACAUGUUUGAGCAGCAUUCAUCUUCUGCACAAAGCAUGGUAUCCGGCAGAUCGAGCUAUGAUUACCGCCUUGCAUUGGAAGAUGAUGUCAACGACAUGA
This is a messenger RNA of Cylicocyclus nassatus, 261 nucleotides long. The record is from the annotation of a GenBank genome assembly. Lineage: Eukaryota; Metazoa; Nematoda; Chromadorea; Rhabditida; Strongylidae.